AUGGCAUCAGUAGCAAUCAAAUACGUUGAGAAAAAAGGUGAACUUUGGCCAAAGGAUCGAGAACCAUUUCAUGGCGAUAUCGUUCAAGGUCGACUAGGCAAUUGUUUUUUUAUUGCGGCAGUGCAAGCAAUAGUCUCGUCUCAACCAAAUGUUUUAAAAUCGAUUGUCAUAUCAGAAUUAAAUGAUAAUCGAUAUCGAUGUAUUUUCUAUCGACAAGGUGAACAAAUUGAAAUUGAUGUUGAUCUCACAAAUAUACCAGUUGAUACGAAUUCAAAUAUUCCAUUGUAUUGUCGAUCAACAUCGGAAAAUAUCGUAUGGCCGUAUGUGUUUGAAAAAGCUUAUUCUCAAUUCUAUGGUUCAUACGACAAUUUAAUCGGUGGUAAUACAUCUGAAGCCUUUUAUGAUUUAUUAGGUUUACCAGUUGAUGAAUACGAACCAAUCGAUGAAAUAUGGAACGUCAUAUCAAAUUGUCUAAGAAAUAAAGAGGGAUUUGUUACUUGUGGUGCAAUUGAUAACACUGUUCAAGUGCCAACAAUUCGUAAUGGUAUUCGAAUCAAUCAUGCCUAUGUCAUACUAACCACGUAUGUUUUUCAAACUCAACGUUAUUUGUUGAUACAUAAUCCACAAGGCAUAAAUGAUAUUCAACAAGAAAAUAGGCUAGUAAGAAAAGCAUUUUUUACAUCAUCAUCAUCGUACUUAUUAUGGGAAAAUCAACAAGGCACACAAUUUCUAGCAUGGAAAGAUUUAUCGAAAAUGUGUAAUCGAAUACAAAUUUGUUACUGUACAGCUAAGUCGAUUUAUAACAAACCUCUGUUCUCACAAUGGACACAAUCAUCUUCAGGUGGAUGCUCUAACUUAUAUUCAUUCUAUUUGAAUCCAUUCAUAUUGAUCCCUCACGAACUAAAAGGAAAAAUGCUAACCAUCUUGAUCGGACAAAAUGAUCAACGAUGUGAACGUACAAAUCCAUUGCAAAAAUUAAAUUAUCCACAACUUGGUAUCACUGUUGUCAAAUUUCAAAAACAAGAACAUGAAGACGAAAGAGCAUUUAUUCCUACGCAAGAUCGAUAUGAAUUGAUUAAACAAUCAAAAUAUUGGAACAAACGAGAUCACGCACUCCGUUUUGAAAUGCCAACACAUUAUGAUGUGAAUAUAGCAGCCAUUGGUGUUAUCCUUUCCACUUAUUCGCCAAAUAUGCUAAUUCAAUUUUGGCUACAAUUCUAUAUCGAUACAACAAUUCCCAUGUUGAAUACUUUUAACGUUCGAACAUUAUUAACAUUAUAUCCAGAACAACAGCAUUUUUCUAGUAAAUGGACAAAAGUCAAUAGUGGUGGACGAUAUCAAAAAAAUACAUUUUAUCAUAAUGUAGGAUACCGUGUAUUAAUUGAACAAGAAUCUGUCUCAACAUCAGUCACUAUUAUUCUUCAUCAAAUUCCAUAUACCAACAGUAAAGAUACACCAAUUAUACCAUUACAAAAUCAUCAUCCCAUAGGUCUAUACGUUUUCUCAGUGACAGAUAAAAAUGUUAAACUAAAAGAAAGUCCGCCAUUAUACUCUGAUGCAGAAUUUAUACGAGCACGUUCAAUAUCAAAAAUUGUUCAGAUUCAUAAAGGACACGAAUACUAUGUUGUGCCGACUUGUUUUGAGUCAAAUUCAGAAGCCGCAUAUGAUUUAACGUUUUUAUCAGAUAUUCUUUUAUCGAUCACAAAACUUGAAUCUAUUGAUAUAUUAAAACCUCGUGUUGUCACACCACCUAAGAACAAAACUCAACAAAAAACACCAUCGUCAUCUUCUCCAAUAGCUCUUUCAACGGCAACACGAAAUGUAAAACGUCUCGUUCACGAAGAUUUUCAAAAUCUCAUAUAA
Molecule: messenger RNA, 1863 nt
Organism: Didymodactylos carnosus
Lineage: Eukaryota; Metazoa; Rotifera; Eurotatoria; Philodinida; Philodinidae
Source: the annotation of a GenBank genome assembly